AUGACGGAAGAGAAUUUGCUCGUGAACACGAUGCACUCCAAAUCUACAGGUGACUAUGAAAGUGACUUAGCAGGAAUACAUCUGACUUCCUCAUGUCAAGCAAAGGGCCUUACUAAAGACUGGAUACCGAAACCAGCAACACCCAGAGAGAUUUCCCUCCUAGUCAUAAGGGAAGCCAGUAGCGGAGCCAGAAAUAAUAUUCAAAUUCUGAACUCACUAGACCAUAUCGCCUGUCUGACGAAUCAUACUCUUACUUCCUGCUUCCAAUGAGGAGAGCACCCACAAUGCGGGGCUUUGCCCACUGGGAGCAAACAGGGAAAAGAGCAGACCCUGGAUGACAAAGGCAGGUGACUCCUGUACCCACCCCACCCACCGCCCCAAAGCACCCAGAAGCAUGCAGUCUCUACUGAAACAGAUUUUCCAACUCUGAACACUUGUUGGUUAAACAUGAAAAGAAUACAAAGGUCAAAUGCAGAUUUGACAAAAAGAAAGCCAAGAUAG
Messenger RNA from Microcebus murinus (gray mouse lemur), 501 nucleotides. The record is from RefSeq and is a predicted model, not a curated record. NCBI's taxonomy places the organism in Eukaryota, Metazoa, Chordata, Mammalia, Primates, Cheirogaleidae.